AAAGAGGAAGACGCGGAGGUACUCUCAUUUUCUCGUAAUCUAUUCUUCUUUUGAUUCUCCGCAAAAUCCUCUGAGAAAGAUAAAGAUUAGAUUUUUGGUUUUGUUUGCGGGGGAGAAGAGAGGAUCUUUCUUGUUGUUGGUUUGAGGGAUUGAAGAAGAAGAAGAAGAAGAAGAAAUGAACCGACAAGGCGGUGGACAACGGCUGAGAUCAGCUAGACCCACCACAAUUCACGACUGUGCUCUCUCCGGCGAUCUUAUUGCGUUGCAGAGGCUUCUUAAAGACAACCCUUCUCUUCUCAAUGAACGCAAUCCCGUUAUGUAUCAUACGCCUCUUCAUGUUUCUGCUGGUAAUGGUAAUGUUGAUAUAGUUAAGUAUCUUCUCGCUUGGACUGGAUCUGAUAAAGUUGAAUUGGAAGCAAUGAAUACUUAUGGUGAGACUCCAUUGCACAUGGCAGCCAAGAACGGUUGCAAUGAAGCUGCAAAGCUACUUCUUGAGAGUGGUGCUUUUAUUGAAGCUAAAGCCAGCAACGGUAUGACGCCAUUGCACCUUGCGGUAUGGUACUCAAUUACUUCGAAAGACAUCUCUACUGUUAAGACACUGCUCGAUAAUAAUGCAGAUUGCAGUGCUAAAGAUAAUGAAGGGAUGACUCCUUUGGAUCAUCUACCUAAAGGGCAAGGCAGUGAGAAGUUAAGGGAGUUGUUGCGCUGGUUUCUUCAAGAGCAGAGGAAAAGAAGUGCGCUUGAGCAGUGUGGUAAGACAAAAGCCAAGAUGGAACUACUUGAGGACGAGUUGUCAAAUAUUGUUGGAUUAAGUGAGCUGAAGACACAACUGAGGAAAUGGGCAAAAGGAAUGCUUCUAGAUGAGAGGAGAAGGGCUCUUGGCCUAAACAUUGGGAAUAGAAGACCUCCGCAUAUGGCAUUUCUUGGAAACCCUGGAACAGGUAAGACCAUGGUGGCUCGAGUUCUCGGGAAGUUGCUUAACACAGUUGGAAUUUUACCAACCGAUAAGGUAACAGAAGUACAGCGUACGGACUUGGUUGGUGAGUUUGUUGGCCAUACAGGGCCAAAGACCAGGAGAAAGAUCCAAGAAGCUGAGGGAGGAAUUCUGUUUGUGGAUGAAGCAUACCGGUUGAUCCCGAUGCAAAAGGCGGAUGACAAGGACUAUGGUCUAGAAGCUCUCGAAGAAAUCAUGUCUGUCAUGGACACAGGGAAAAUCGUGGUGAUAUUCGCUGGAUACAGCGAGCCCAUGAAGCGUGUGAUAGCAUCGAACGAAGGGUUUUGCAGAAGGGUCACAAAGUUUUUCAAUUUCAGCGACUUUAGUGCCAAAGAACUGGCCCAGAUACUACACAUCAAGAUGAGCAACCAAGGAGAGGACACUCUGUUCUAUGGCUUCAGUUUGCAUGAGUCGUGCACCCUGCAGGAGAUAGCAUCACUGAUUGAGAGGGAAACAACCGAGAAGCAGAGGAAAGAGAUGAAUGGAGGAUUGGUCGACACGCUACUUGUUAACGCGAGGGAGAAUCUUGAUCUCCGACUUAGCUUUGAGUGUGUUGACACUGAAGAGAUUUGCACAAUCAAGUUAGAGGAUCUAGAAGCCGGACUUCGUGUUUUCUCUCAGUGAAGAGUUUCGAGGUUCGGAAUUAUGAUGUCUGAUGACUAAAAAUUGAUUAGUAUUUACAAAUUGUAUUGAUUCAAUUCUUUACAUCCUAUUCUUUAUGCUUUUGUUCCCCUCAAGAUCUUUGUAAGAGGAGAGAUUUCAACUUCCAUAGUCUGAUUAUGAAUCUAUUUGUGUUAUAUAAACUAUAUUGCUGUUUGCCCUUA
Molecule: messenger RNA, 1818 nt
Organism: Capsella rubella
Lineage: Eukaryota; Viridiplantae; Streptophyta; Magnoliopsida; Brassicales; Brassicaceae
Product: protein CfxQ homolog
Exons: 7
Coding region: 176-1618 (480 amino acids)
Molecular function (GO): protein binding; ATP binding; ATP hydrolysis activity
Source: RefSeq, a predicted model, not a curated record